Messenger RNA from Notolabrus celidotus (New Zealand spotty), 1938 nucleotides. Its product is annotated as TNFAIP3-interacting protein 3-like. The record is from RefSeq and is a predicted model, not a curated record. The transcript is spliced from 10 exons. Lineage: Eukaryota; Metazoa; Chordata; Actinopteri; Labriformes; Labridae. Gene Ontology annotation, biological process: regulation of transcription by RNA polymerase II; cellular response to lipopolysaccharide. The coding region runs from base 171 to 1079 and encodes 302 amino acids.
CUUCGCUAAACUCCGUCAGCGGCCCUGCCCUGUGACUGCACGAGCCUCUGUGAGAGAAUCCUGGCAGCUGAUUGGACGAGGCUGGUUUUGUAACGUCACACGGGAUCAUCAGUAUAACUCUGACUGAGAGACUCACUCAUUCAAAUCCUGUGUUUUGGUGGACUCUGCACAUGUCUUGGACUUUAGACAAUAACAACAUGUCUGUACAUGAAAAAACAACACACAUCAGACUGUAUCCAUCACUCCCCAGUUCAGGCCGGUAUGAUGCUUUUGUAGCAGACCCAUGCAUCAAUGGAAACACUCCUCCAGCUGCACUUUUUCCUGCAGAUGCUCCACUAGAAGACAAACAGUUAGAAGUAUCAGCCGCCAGCACAGAGGCCAGAUGGAAAGCACAGAUUCUUAUCUUGGAGGAGCAAAAUCAAGAGCUUCUUUCUAUCAAUGAGAAAUGGUCCAAAGAGUACCGGACUAUGAGGCAGUACUACAAAGAUAAGGUUGAAGAUUUAAAAGCAUCACUGCACCGUGACUACACUCGGUUUGAAGAGGAGGUGUGUGAAGGAGGGGAAAUGAAUAACAGGUUAUCUGAGAAAACAAAACUCAAGACGCUCAGAGACCACAGAAGCACAUGGACUGGAGACGCUGAGGUCAACCCGGAGUUACUGAAAGCAAAGAUGGAGGCGAAAGAGCUACAAGCACAAAACAACACACUGACCUGCCGAGGGAGGCAACAGGCCGAGGAGAUCAGACGACUGAACAGAGCUCUAGAGGAGGUACUUCAGAACACUUCUCCUGUUGAUGUGAGCAGUGAAACACUACAGGAAGUCUGGAAACAUCAGGCGGAAAUCUACAAAGAAGACUUUGUAAAGGAGCGGAGAGACAGGAAGAAGCUAAAGGAGAAGUAUCUCGAUCUAGAGAAGAAGUUUAGAACCGUUCACAGCGAGCUACAUGUCCUAAAAUCUCAGGUGACUUGGACUCAGACACCACAGCCUAUUCCUGAAUGCACCUGCAGACCUCAAGCAAAAAGUCCAAACUGGGAGGUGCGCCAGAUCAACCCGCACCAUAUGGUGUUACAGAAGCGAUAAACUGUGAACUCUGCCAUUCAGAUGCUUGUCACUCUGUGUUUGAACAUGUAUGAUACACUUUAUGCCUUAGCUCACAGUUCAUCAGGACUACAUCCAGGAAGUGAGCUCUAUUCUGUCUGAGUCAUUGGUUCAACAUCUGCUGCAGGAUCAGAGUCCGGUAGCUUCCAUUGUGGUUGCAACAAGGCCGCUCCACCACUUUGGGGCCAGUAGGUGACCUAAAACACAGAAACAUCACUGAAUCAUUCUGGGAAAAACGAAGAACCUCAAGUAACGCAGCAAAUGGUGAAAUACUCAACUCAUUACAUGCAAAAUUUGCAAUAUAGGCCACUGUGGUCUUGCUCAGCUCCUCCUCUUCCUGUGACACAGUUCCUUAAAGAGAUGUAAAAUAUUUUAAACACUAUUUAUGUGGAUCACAUACAUCAAAAAUGCUAAAUAAAUGAAAGAUCCUUAAGUGUGAGGUAGCUCUUGCAACAGAGGGAUAUCCACGAAAAAACAGAGUGUCGUCAUAGUGGUCUUUUUCCUCUGAGCAUCAGCAGGAACUCAAACACUCACUCUGGCACACUUGUGUCUGUUUAGAAGAGGAACAAUACAAGUCAUGAGGGGACCAAAGGAGCUGCAGUUGUUCACCUUACUGUGAAAGUACCUCUGUGGUGUGCAGACACUUUGAGUGUUGGAGGAACAAACACCAUGUUGUAGAGAAUCUCUGUGAAAGCAUUGCCAGUUCAUUAGCACCUGAAGCCUGCCAGAGAGGAGAUAUGGAGGUUAUAUAAAUAUGUUAUAGUAUCAGAUAUUUAAUUUAUGAAUGUUGAGAAAACUCUAUUAAUAUAUAUUUUCUUAUUAAAUAAAUCAUUGAAAUGUG